Messenger RNA from Baudoinia panamericana UAMH 10762, 1800 nucleotides. RefSeq lists its product as uncharacterized. The record is from RefSeq and is a predicted model, not a curated record. Gene Ontology annotation, molecular function: dioxygenase activity; zinc ion binding. The transcript is spliced from 2 exons. Lineage: Eukaryota; Fungi; Ascomycota; Dothideomycetes; Mycosphaerellales; Teratosphaeriaceae. Gene Ontology annotation, cellular component: nucleus. Gene Ontology annotation, biological process: DNA repair; DNA alkylation repair. The coding region runs from base 312 to 1652 and encodes 446 amino acids.
UUUGUUCCAUUGAAGUGCUCGAUUCCCAGUCCAUUGCAUGAUCUUAGGAUCCGUGAGGAGUGGCAGCAGAGCUUCCGCGUCCGAGACGUAGAAAGUCCUUAGACGAAGUCUUUCUGUCUCGAUAAUGGUAUGCUUGGGCUGUACCAGUAUAUCGUUCAUGGCCUCAGCCAUACUGUCGAUCGUGCAAUCGACACCUUGUUUGUCAUGUGGUGAGGAUAGUUAGUGAGUUGUACGCUUCGAUCAACGCCAUUACCACAGAUCGUACAUCGAAGCAGACGAUAUGCUGGCACCGCGCGUGGUGAAAAGAAGCGAUGGAGGUGUUUGUAUCACGAAAAAGGCAAAGGCUCUCAUCGGAGGCCGAGCCCGUCAAAGAGCAGACGCUGGGUGAAGCGGCCGAGGGCGAGUCGACAGACUUCAAACUUGCGAUACUGGCCUCUCUACACCUAGACCGUAGCCAAGAGAUCCUCCUGGACUAUCUGCUGGCCUAUGAUGGCUCGGUGGAGCGAGCCUCCUCCGCACUGGCGUUACCCGCAAUGAUGGAUUCACCGCGCAAGCCGCCAGCUGCGAAUGGCUACCAAUCUUCGCUGUCUAGCUUUGCCAGACCGAGCAGCGACGAGGCGGUGAAGGUCGGCACGAAAAAGGCGCUUACGAAGAAAGGGAAGACGCUGCACCUCUAUGCGCCCGAAGAUGUGGAGGCGCACACGCCAUGCUCAAUCAUCCACAACUUCCUCCCCCAAGCAGAGGCAGACGCGCUACUGAAGGAGCUUCUUGUCGAGGCGCCGAGGUUCAGGAAGGAGACAUUUCAGCUGUUUGACAAGACGGUAGAGUCACCGCAUACCAUGCGCUUCUAUGUUGAUAGCCUGGAAGAACUGCAGACGCAGAAGACGGCUUACGUGUACAACGGGAGCUACGUUCCGGAUGUAGCUCAGACGACGCCGGAGAUGCUGAAGGUGUCUGCUCGUGUGCGUGAUGCCGUCAACGACGAGAUACAGCGUCGCGUACAUGGCUCCACGUCAGACGGUGUAAAGCUCAAAUUCCAGUCUCCGGAUGAGUGGAAGCCUAAUGCAUCCUUCGUAAAUUGCUACGAUGGAGCCCGAGAGAGUGUAGGCUACCACUCAGACCAGCUGACCUACUUGGGGCCACGAGCAGUCAUUGGUAGUUUGUCGUUGGGCGUAGCGCGCGAGUUUCGCGUACGAAAGAUCGUGCCGCAAGCGCAGGAUGGCUCGUCUGCAGACACGCAAGGCCAGAUUGCCAUCCAUCUCCCGCACAACAGCUUACUCGUCAUGCACGCCGAGAUGCAGGAAGAGUGGAAACAUGCCGUCGCACCUGCGCAAACAAUCGAUCCGCACCCUCUAGCAGGCAACAAGCGGCUGAACGUGACCUAUAGGUGCUACAAAGAAUAUUUGCAUCCGAAGUAUACGCCAAAAUGCAAGUGCGGUGUGCCCACUGUACUGCGAUGUGUACAGAAGCGAGCAGCUACGCGAGGCCGAUAUAUGUGGAUGUGCCACUCCGGAUAUACACCCGGCCAAAAAGGGUGCACAUACUUCGUAUGGGGAGAGUUUGAUGAGGAUGGGAAGCCGCCGUGGGCGGAAGGGUACAAAGGGAAUGUUAACACACCAGCUCUGCCUGCUGAGGGAAUGAGCGAAACGUGAGCGCACCUUCCGACAACACAUGAGCGCCCAGAACAGCUUCAAGCACAUCGUCGGGGAACCACGGUGCAGAAUGUUAGCGGAUGCUUUCCACUUACACCCUUUAAUGGGAUUACGGCAAGCAUCAUGCCGCACAGGCAAGUACUGCUUC